Messenger RNA from Diospyros lotus (date-plum), 2108 nucleotides. RefSeq lists its product as uncharacterized. The transcript has 18 exons. The record is from RefSeq and is a predicted model, not a curated record. Lineage: Eukaryota; Viridiplantae; Streptophyta; Magnoliopsida; Ericales; Ebenaceae. Bases 91 to 1662 code for a protein of 523 amino acids. Gene Ontology annotation, biological process: regulation of DNA-templated transcription; rRNA processing; RNA methylation. Gene Ontology annotation, molecular function: RNA binding; rRNA methyltransferase activity.
UUCUUCUUCUGUCUUUUAUCUCUGGUAGCUCGUUCCCGCGUCUCAUCUCUUUGGCUUUCAGUCCAAAACCCCACAACUUCUGCUGCUUCAAUGGCGUACGCGCUUUCGCUCCGAUUUCUCAACUCCGCUGAGAUAUAUAAAGCUUCUGAACCGCGGAAUUUCGCCAAGAAGAACAGACGGCCCAAUCCAUCAACUUCCACUCGCGGCAGAGGUCCCGUCAGUCCCGCACAGAACCUGAAUCUCGAGGUUUCUCCUCAUAGAGCUGUGUCUGCAGUGAGAUUGAUGCGAAUAGAACUUGGUGGUGCCUUUGCUGACCUUUUGAAUGAGAAAGGAAAGGGAUCGGGUGACAAUGAGAUGGGAUAUGUUGAAAGAACUCUGGGGUUUCGCACUUCUUCCUUGGAUGAUAGAGAUCUCAGACUGGUCACAGAAAUUGUUGGAGGUACCAUUCGUUGGAGAAGAUAUCUUGAUUAUUUGAUACUCUCAUUAUGCCAUGAUGAGAACUUGUGUAGAAGCAUGGAACCUCUGCUGCUACAGAUUCUUCGUAUUGGUGUCUAUGAGAUUGUCAAGCUAGAAAUGCCGCCAUAUGCAGUUGUAGAUGAGAACGUAAAGCUUGCAAAGGUCGCUCUAAGAUCGGGUGCUGGUAACAUGGUCAAUGGCAUUCUCAGGAAGUUAGUUUUGCUUAAGGAGAGCAACUCUCUUCCUUUACCCAAAUUGAACGGCAAUGCCCGUGCAGAAGCACGUGCUCUUGCCACUGUUUAUUCACAUCCAGUUUGGAUGGUGAGAAGAUGGAUAAAGUAUAUUGGGCGCGAAGAAGCUAUAAAGCUGAUGAUGUGGAACAAUAGUGAUCCUUGCUUUAGCCUGAGGGCAAACCAAGGCAAAGGAUUUACAAGAUCUGACCUUGUGAUACAGCUUCAAAAUUUAAAGGUUCCACAUGACAUUUCUCCAUAUUUGGAUGAUUUUGUUCGCAUCCAAACUGGGAUGCAGAUUGUGUUGAAAGCUGGAUUACUAAAAGAUGGUUUAUGUUCAGUACAGGAUGAAAGUGCAGGUUUGGUAGUUUCUGUUGUGGAUCCUCAGCCUGGUGAGAGAAUUAUUGAUUGUUGUGCCGCUCCUGGAGGCAAAACCCUAUUCAUGGCAUCCCGAUUAGGUGGUAGAGGUGUCAUAUCAGCAAUUGACAUAAACAAGGGCCGGUUGAGAAUCCUGAGUGAGGCGGCCAAGUUGCAACAAGUUGAUGAUGUCAUAACAGCCAUCCACGUUGAUCUUCGUGUAUUUGCUGACCAUAAUCAGGAUAAGUCAGAUAAAGUUUUACUGGAUGCUCCAUGUUCUGGACUGGGUGUUCUCUCCAAGAGAGCAGAUUUGCGUUGGAAUAGGAGAUGGGAGGAUAUGGAACAACUUAAGGAUUUGCAAGAUCAACUUCUUGACGCCGCUUCUAUGCUGGUAAAACCUGGCGGAGUACUAAUAUAUAGUACCUGUUCCAUUGAUCCAGAAGAAAAUGAAGAAAGGGUGGCUGCAUUUCUUCUCAGGCAUCCAGAAUUCAGCAUAGAUCCUGUUGACAGAUACGUGCCCAAUGAUUUCGUCACAAAACAUCAUUUCUAUUCCUCUAACCCUGUGAAGCAUUCAAUGGAUGGAGCUUUUGCAGCCCGCCUCAUUCGAUCCUCACAAUGAAAUUCUUCUGAAAUUGCGCAUCGACACAGCCAGACUUGGCGUUUUCUCAUUUGAUAACGGCAUUCCCUUGACAGGCCUGCCUGCCUUCUGAUUUGGUAUUUUGCACUGAAGGUGCUGCUGCAACAUUAUGCCAGAAGAGAUUGAAACUCGUCCGCAUGCCCGACCCCGACAUUUUCGAAACUAUGCUUUACAUUGUCCGGUUUAACUGAAGGGUUCUGGCAUUACUGGAGAAACAGAGUUGUGGAGGAGCUUGUGAUAUUUAUUUACAGCAUUUAGAUUGAUAAUAUAUCAUAUGCUGGAAGCAAAACCUGGAUUCAAGUACAAAACAGGGCCUAUUUUUGUAUGAGACAGUGAACAAUUUGUAUAGUAGCUUGGUCAUCUAUUACAUUUAAUCCUGUCAAUGUCAUUGUCCAUCUUAGGAUUUAACGGCACAACAAAAUGAAAGA